Messenger RNA from Chiroxiphia lanceolata (lance-tailed manakin), 10187 nucleotides. It is a transcript of the gene RORB, whose product is annotated as RAR related orphan receptor B. The record is from RefSeq and is a predicted model, not a curated record. The transcript has 10 exons. NCBI's taxonomy places the organism in Eukaryota, Metazoa, Chordata, Aves, Passeriformes, Pipridae. Gene Ontology annotation, molecular function: nuclear receptor activity; RNA polymerase II cis-regulatory region sequence-specific DNA binding; zinc ion binding. Gene Ontology annotation, cellular component: nucleus. Gene Ontology annotation, biological process: regulation of transcription by RNA polymerase II. Bases 425 to 1804 code for a protein of 459 amino acids.
UUGCGCAGUGGAAAUCCGCACCGGGGAGCUGCUGAGGGGCGCCGUUGUCAUGUGAAAGCGCACAUGCUCUGCCAUCCACGCGCACCCCCCUCUCUUCUGCCUCCGCGUGUUUUUCCUGUUUUUUCCUAACGUAACUCCUUUCCUCCUCCUCCUCCCCUGCUCAGCCACCCGCCGCCGCUCCGCCGCCCGGGCGACCCCCGCAGAGGCUCCGCGAGGGCAGUCGCGGGGCGGCCGCCCCGGAGGAUUGCGCCCGGUGGCGGGCAGCCCGCGGAGCCGCGCCCCGCGGAGCCGCCCCGGAGGUAUGGUUUUCCCGGCAGAGCAGAGCUGCGGCGGCUGCCGCCUUCGCGGGUGUUGAGACGGGAUCUGUGCGGUGCGGCUCCCGGGCUCCCAGCUUCAUGACUGCGCGGAGCGGGGAGCCAACACCAUGCGAGCACAAAUUGAAGUGAUACCAUGCAAAAUCUGUGGUGAUAAAUCCUCUGGAAUACACUAUGGAGUCAUCACAUGUGAAGGCUGCAAGGGAUUCUUUAGGAGGAGUCAGCAGAACAAUGCAUCCUACUCCUGUCCAAGACAGAGAAACUGUUUAAUUGACAGAACCAACAGAAAUCGUUGCCAACACUGCCGACUGCAGAAAUGCCUUGCCCUGGGAAUGUCUCGAGAUGCUGUGAAAUUUGGAAGAAUGUCCAAAAAGCAGAGGGAUAGCUUGUACGCUGAAGUGCAGAAGCACCAGCAGCGACUACAGGAACAGCGGCAGCAGCAAAGUGGUGAGGCAGAAGCCCUUGCCAGGGUUUACAGCAACGGCAUCAGCAAUGGCUUGAACAACCUGAAUAACGAAACUGGCAGCACCUACUCAAAUGGGCAUGUCAUCGAUCUGCCGAAGUCUGAGGGUUAUUAUAAUGUGGAUUCUGCCCAGCCCUCCCCAGACCAGUCUGGAUUAGACAUGACUGGAAUCAAACAGAUAAAGCAGGAACCUCUCUAUGACCUCACCUCUGUACCAAACUUGUUUACCUACAGCUCUUUCAACAACGGGCAAUUAGCACCAGGGAUAUCCAUGAGUGAAAUAGAUCGAAUUGCACAGAAUAUCAUUAAAUCUCAUUUGGAGACAUGUCAAUAUACAAUGGAAGAAUUACAUCAGCUAGCAUGGCAAACCCACACAUAUGAAGAAAUUAAGGUUUACCAGAGCAAGACCAGAGAAGCUCUGUGGCAGCAGUGUGCCAUUCAGAUCACCCAUGCUAUCCAGUAUGUGGUGGAGUUUGCAAAGCGCAUAACAGGCUUCAUGGAGCUCUGCCAGAAUGACCAAAUUCUCCUCCUUAAGUCAGGCUGCUUGGAAGUGGUUUUGGUGAGAAUGUGCCGUGCCUUCAACCCACUCAACAAUACUGUUCUGUUUGAAGGAAAGUAUGGAGGAAUGCAAAUGUUUAAAGCUUUGGGCUCUGAUGAUCUGGUAAAUGAAGCGUUUGACUUUGCAAAGAAUUUAUGUUCCUUACAGCUGACUGAGGAGGAGAUUGCCUUGUUUUCAUCUGCUGUUCUGAUAUCACCAGAUCGAGCCUGGUUAAUAGAGCCAAGGAAGGUCCAGAAGCUUCAGGAAAAGAUUUACUUUGCACUUCAACAUGUGAUCCAGAAGAACCACCUUGAUGAGGAGACACUGACAAAGUUAAUAGCCAAGAUACCAACAAUUACUGCACUUUGCAACUUGCACGGAGAGAAACUACAAGUAUUUAAGCAAUCUCAUCCAGACAUAGUGAACACACUGUUUCCUCCAUUAUACAAGGAGCUUUUCAAUCCAGACUCAACCACUGGCUGCAAGUGAAGGGGAUAAUAGAAUUUUCACGUAGUCAUGGAAUGCAUCACUAUUAAGACAAAAAGAAAUGUUUUCAUGAAGAACUUAUUAAAAAUGUCACUACUGCAACACUAGGAAUGUCCUGCACUUAAUAGAAUUAUUUUUCACCGCUACAGUUUGAAGAAUGUAAAUAUGCAACUCUGAGUGGGGAUGUCAUUUUUCUCUUUUCUUUUUUUUUUUUUUUUUUUUUAACUGACAAUGAUUAUACGGAUUUAGGACACUGUGUGUUACCUUUUUUUUAAUUUACGUUUAUUGGGGGAUGUUUUGGGAGACAGCUGUUCCUAGAAUUUUAUUGUAGAUAUACAUGAGAAUAGAGCAGUACUUUGCAGUAUUACUCUUGCUGUUUAUUGUUCAAAUAUUAUUUAAGAAAAUUCCACUUAUUAGAUUGCCUAGUUCUAUGUUUUUAGAUAGUUUAAUGCAUGUGGAAAUUUGUAACUGUCUUGGAAAUUAUGGUGCAUAUAUGGAAUACACACAUAUAUAUAUGUGCUAUAUACUUAUAUAUAUAUAUGAAUAUAUAGAUAGAUAUAUAUAUGUAGGUAUUAUAUGCAUACAUGCCGUCGCUUAAAAAUCACAUGCUUACAUUUAAAGGAUGCUCAGCCCAGCUGUAAUGUAUUUCUUAAUCUCCAAGUAAUGUAUUAGAUUUAUUUUGGGCAAUCAAAAUUUGCUUUGCCAGUCAAGAGUUAAAUUAUCGGUUGCCAAUGUGUAAUGACAGGAUCACUUCUGAGAUAUGUAUAAUGUAGUGCAUGUGUACUGUGUGUAAAUCAAACAUCAGGAAUGUAACAAUGGUUCAAAAGCCUUGUCUGGAUGAUUUUAGUGGAGAAAGGAGUAGUUGGGUUUUUUCUAUUUUCUCACUGUUGCAGGGAUAGAGCAUAUAUAAAAGUGAACAUAGGACCUGAUGUUAGUAAAGUGUCUGGAGUAAAAAUGUAGACUAUCUCAUAUGUACAUUUUUCUGAUUCCACCCAUUUUAUUUUAUAUAUAUUGCUUUGAAAAGUAGUUUCAAGUCUUGGUUUGUUUUUUGCUGAACUCAUUAGAAAGGUAGGUUGGUCGUAAGCUCAGUGAAAACCACAGCAAGCCUAAAAUAUGGCUCUGAAGAGUAGUGGCAGAGGGAGAAAGGGAGGAAAGGAGGAGGAAAGUCAAAGUGGGCAAAGUCCGUGGUUGUUACAAAGGACACUAUAACUAUCACUGUUUCUGAGAGUCAUCAUCUAGAUGGGACUGAGUUUCCAUUACACACAUGCAUCUAUGUAUGUUUUAAACACAUGCAUAUAUGUAUGUAUGUAUCUGUAUGUAUAUAACUGUAUCUAUAUAUAUGCAUAUAAGGAUUUAUUUUAGGCUCAUUUCAGCAGAGGAGCAAAGCAUUGGGGUUUUCUUUUUGUCUCUGAAUGGACUGUAUGUGCAUUUGCUUGCAAAACCAAAGGCAAACACAGAGGGGGGUGGAAGGCUGCCAUGGACUUAAUCUUGUGGAUUAAUUAACUUAAUUAGCAGUCAUGAUUCAUGUAUCUGAAUUCUGCCAGUGAUACGAAACACAGACUUUUUAGCUAUAGAAGAGGGAUUCAGUUUCUGCUACAGCUCUCUUUACCACCCCUUUUACCCAUUGUGAACUUUUCCAGAGAAGUCUCCUCCUGGGAUGCCAGCGGAGGGCAUAGAGCACAAAUAAGAAGCAGCAGCCAGUAGAGAAGAAAGGAAGUGAGACCAGGAUCACAAGCAGAUACCUUUCUUUAUUUCAAACCAUAGAGCAGUGCAAUCUGAGGCAAGGCAAGGGGAAGCAUGUUGGCAGGGAGGCCAAAGAACCUGCCCAUCUGCCCGGGUUUACAGCAGGACAGUGUCACAGGAAGGCCCCAGGGACAGAGGUGGGCCCUAGGGUGGGUGCAGAAACUUGGUUUGUUGUAGCUAUAACUUAAUGACUGGCAGAGCUCUGGUCUCAGUCUUGUCUUUUCUGCAUGACCAAAUAAUUCACUGGCUAUUCCGAGUAUUUCAUGGAGUUUUCCCUUGAGUUUCAUCAGUCAGUUUGCAAGUUUGCAUACAGGUUUCGUGGUAGAAUCGAGUCUAGACAACAUCACAAUUUGUUUGUUCUGUUUUAGCAAUGUCAGAACAGGUACAAGAGUGGUUACAAACUCUCAGCUAAUAAAUAUUUCUCUGUAGGUCCAUUACAAUGUAGAAAAAAUCUGCACAGCAGAUUUAGUUGUGCUGAGAAUUUUGUUGCAAAUAUGACAUUCUCUUUGAAAUUAUUUAAUCCUAUAGAAUAGCAAUUACUAAAAUAUCUUUUUUUGCUCCAAAUUCAGAGCACAUUUCUCUAGUGAUUACAUUAAAAUGUCUUUAAUUAACAUAAUAAAGCAUUGCUCUAGAUGCUUUUUUAUACCACUCUAAGACUGACAUUCCUUUAUAAGGUGAUUUAUCUGUUUGCAGCCCCUUUUGCAUGGCAAAUCCAUGAAAAGGACCACAAUUCCACUUGUUUUUAAUAUCAAAAAACUUAAUUGUGUCUGUCUACUAUUUGUGUGGAUUUAUUUGGGAAAAAAUGAGCCAAAUUGAACUCUAGAAGUGCUCAGUUUUAACUGCAGGGAAGUCGUGUUUUCCUUGUCUUUUCCAACACAAGAACACACACAUAUAUAUUUGUUUGACAUAUAUUAUAAAUCUAUUUUCAGUAUAUCAAAAGUAACAUAUUUAACCAACCCACAGAAAUACAGAAUAAGUGAAUAAGUACUACUGUUUAUAGUGCUAACUAAUAAAGAGGUUUGUCAUGUUUAUAAAUAGUCCUCCACAAUUGCAUUUUACAUCUUGAAAACGUUUUGUUCUUUUCAAAUAAGCUAAUUGUUCCUUGAGAUUUUUGAGUAAUUUCUUAGUCAAGAUAACCAAAUGGAGAUCACCAGUGUAAAAGACAUUAUUUAAUCAUUAUCUGCAGGGCUUUUAAUCCUUAAAGCACUAUUAUUAAAUCACUCCAACCUCAUGACCUUUUCAAUCAGUAACAAUUGUAGCCACAUUUUAAAGAUGUGGAAAUUAAAGAAAUAAAAGUUAAAUGACUUGUAAGAGACCACAGAGAUAGCAAUAUCCAAUUCAGGAAUAUAAAUGGAUUCUUGCCUUUUGUCCUAAAAAUAUUAAGACACUAGCAUACAAAAUCUUAAUUGCCAUUCAUAGGCAUUAGCCUCUGCAAACAAUUACGAAUAUUGCCAAACAAGUUUUUACCCUCCAAUAAGGUUAAUUAUCAGCAUCUUACUCUGUUUUUAUUACUACUUUUACAGAAUUUAAGCAAAUAGCAUUAUUGUUUAUUUGGAAAAUGAAAAUUCAUUUUCAAACAUUAUUUAUUUGUAGUAACUGUAGUGUGGUAACUGUAAAUAUAUUUUAUUUAAUUUUCUCUGAUUUGGGAUUGGCCACGUAGCUGUAAUACUUCUUUUGCCCUUCAUUGACUGACUGUAGAACAACAAAUAAUGAUCACAUGCUACAGGCUGGAUUUUUGUGAUUGGUCUUGAUACAUAGUCAUUUACACUCAAAAUUUCAAAUAUUUGAUAUUGGAUUUCACAUAUGCAAGUUAUCCAGAGACUUUAAAUAAUAAAAUAGCAUGAAUUUUAGUAAAUAACUUCAUAAUUCACUCAAAAAAUCGUUUCAGAAAAUAUUAGUUCUUGAUUUUAGUUUGUCUUGGCUUUCAUUAGUCCACAGUAGUGCCUGAAGCUCUUCAAUUAGAUAUCCAAAAUUAGAAUUUGUCACAUCUUUCUGUAGUUAUGUUUGUUAAUUUUUUUAGUGACAAGCUUUUCAAAUGAGACUCUUUUUUUAAGGAUUGAUUAAACUGGGACCUAUAAAGAAAAGAUAUUUAAAGAGUAUAUUGAAGCUACUACUUCUAGCAUUGCUGUCUGAUAAUUGAACCAUAUUAAUCAAAAUUAUUCUCGGCAUUGAGGAAGCAGAUGUCAACUGUCCAUUAUACUACCACAAAGACUUUAUCUUGGUGUAAAUACCACUCUUACCUGCUCUUUGUUUAAAGGAUUACAAGAUUCGUAUUUCCUUCUAAUGGAGAGAUUGCUUUAGCAAUUACUAGAAAAGAAGCAUGGUAGUAGAAGCCACUUCAGUUGAGCAAACUUAUUUCUGAGAGGAAUAUAUGGGUUUUGAUUGACUUGUGAUAGGCAGCAUUUAGAAAUUUCUUCUGCAAGUUGUCAGAUUCCCUUGGCUCUAACUAGAGUCACUUGAAAAUUGAGGCAUGUAAACACCACACAGAAGGUGCUCAAUCCAUCACGAGGUCAGACGUCCUUAGCCUUAAGAGGUCUCCUAUGAGUUUUGUGGAGCAGAAGGCAGAUGUUAUUCUCAUGCUUGUAUUGGAAAAUUUUGACUUCAUGCUUCCUGUUAUUCUUUUCAGCUCAGUUUAUUUCUUCUGUUACCCCUUGGGCUCCAAUGCUGUUUCAAUACCUAUGCCAGGUUACGGUGCUGCAGAUGGAGCAGCUACCAGACCUGCCCGUGAAGAUGAACUUUAUUAUGUGAUUUUCUUUGUUCAAUGUCAUGGUGGCAGCUUGGUACGGAUAUAUGUUUCCCUUUGGGAUAGUUUGCAGGGAUUUCUGAUAAAAUAACUUCUACUCAAAGAGGGUGCAAAGCUGCUCCUCUGUGCUAGCCUCUUGAUCUCCCACCACCAAGCUGUGGGAACUUCUCCAAGGCUUCAGCAGUCUUACAAAUUGGUCAGGCAGCUUGGUUAGAGAUGUGCAGCUGAUGGCUCCUAUUCCUGUUGACUUUUCCACCUCUCUGAAGUUGUGCUUCAAAGGUAAUUUGAAAGAUGUUCAGGUGCCCGGACUCCUCCUCCCUCCUGACUCUUCACUGAUUGUGCUGUUUCAGAAGAGCCAAGGUCCAACCUGGAAGGUGGUUCUUAGUUUCAGAGUCAUUGGCUGUUGGACAUCUCAGGAAUAUAGGACUUGGCAAUAAGAUCAAACUAAAACAUGGAAGUUGAUUUUUUUUGUCCAAAUUCAUUAUGUCUAAACACAUAUGAAAUGGAAACCUGAGACAGAACAGUUUGCUUUUCCCUAGCCAUAACAAAGUAGUGUAUUUACACCUACCGGCCUGUUCCAGCACUUUCUGCCUCCACUCUAGAAACUAACUCCUGUCUUUGACAUCCAUUAGGAACAGUGUGUUGAAGACCCCCUCCUCUUCUUUACUUUUUAAGUUUCACGCUUUGUAAAUGACAAUCACUGCUUGAUGCAAAUGUUGCACUCUAUGCCACUCAGGGAUAUUUCUUUACUAAAAAUAGCUAUAUAAAUAUAACCGAAUAAGGAAGAGAAUGUUAAAGGCUUUGAAGAGCAUGGGUUGAGCUGCCCAAGUAAACAUGACCCAGACAAGGCUUUCAAGCCAGUGAUUUAAAGUAACAUUGGUAUAAACUGAAUUCACUGUCAGCAUUUCCUCAGCUUGAUCUCACUUCACCCAUUGUUUCACAGUCAGCAGAGUCCUACUGACCCAUCAACUCAUGAUGUUAAGGUCCUUUUGGAAACAAAAUGUAAGUGAGCUUUGUACAAGUUACAGAAUUUAGACAACUGACAAAAGAAAGCGCAGUUUAAGAGUGCUGAGUUUAUAUACAUUAAUGUGAGCUUAUACUCAAAAUUGCUGCAGACAUGUAAGAAGAGAGAUUAAGACAUGGAAUAAGUGAUAGUUUGUCAGCAGUGAUAGGAACACCACCUAGGAUACAGAAAAAUUACUAUAAAGAACAAGUAGGUAUGAGCAAGUGGCUAACAGCUACCAUUUUCUCUCAGGGAUGCAGAAUCAUAGCUAGCCCAGGACUCUGUAGCAAUGCUUCUUCAUAGUACGAUCAGUCCCUUUCUCACCUCAAGAAAACAUUAUCUGAUUUUAUACUGUGCUAGUGAGCUAAAAUUUUGGAAUGUGCUUAUCCCUAGCUUUAAACCACAUGUUUUCUAUAUAUCUGUCAUUACAAGAACACACACAGAAAGAUAAAUUGCAGUCAAAUAGAUUGCCAGUCAUUAAGUUAAUUUCUUGUCUUCAACCAAGAGGUUGUCAUCAGCUCUGAGCAUUGCUUCUAUUAUCACAGUGAGUAUGUAUGGUUUUCUACUCCCUCCAUCCUCUGAACUCCCUACACCUAGAAGACAGAUGGACAGCUUCAAGAGGUGGAGUGGCCAGCAUCCCUGUGCAUCAAGGUUUUCACAAUCAUAAUCUUUACCAACUGUUCCAUUUCAAUUUAUAUUUUAAUCUUUCAGAUUGUUGGGAACCAUGGCCAAGUGACUUAAAUUCUUGUUAGCAUGAUACCUUCCCGUUAAAAAAGACAGUCUUCUGGCCAGAGGAUCUUGUCUCUCUUUCCUUUUCCUUUUACUCCUAGCUCCUAGUGAGUGAGGCCUUAAGUGAUAAAUAUUCAUCUUUGCGCUCAAAGUUGAUCUGUACCUGCGGCUUGCAAAGGGGGCUCCACACAAGUGGUAGGAAGCAGGCUCCUUCCUCCUUUUCCUUCAUGUCCUCACUUAGCUGUGUUGUCCCUGCAUACAUUGUCCCUGAAAAACUGUAUGACAAUGAGCCCAACAUCCCAGUAAUUUGUCAUCCCAGAAGUAGUUUGGAGCUAUAAAAGCCACUCGUGUAUGCAGUUUGCAGACAAAAGUCAUUGUGAAAAGAAGGGACCUAAAAUUUCUACAGUGGUAGCUCACAGAUCAGUAACUCUCCUAAAAAGGUAGCCUGAAUGUCCAGUGACACAAUGGCUGUGUCAGCGUCCUCCAAGUGCUCCUUGCAUUUCAUGUUGAGAGAAUAAAGCAAUGAACAAAAUGCUCUGGGAAAAGAGAGCUAUUUCCUGGGUGUUACUGCAGGCGGCGAGGAUAAUGCUGCUCAUAGUGAGUUCAGUAACAUGGUAUACUACAUUUACAUAUUUUCAUCAUUCUCACAAUUCAAUCACACCACAUUAGGAGAGUGAAAGAAAACAUCAUUGGAUAUAGCAGCAAUAAGUAAAUUAUAAGUGUUUCUUUGUAACUGUACUUGCAGAAAUUAUUUGCUUUGCACGUGGUCUUCUGUACCAUAACAUAAAGAAAAAAAUUCAUCUAAUGUAGAUAUCACAGUGGUUUUGCAUAUUUGUUGAAUUUGUUGGCUAUAGCUGCUAAUUUAUGAACGAAGAUACUGCUGUUGAAAAAAUUGUGCUUCAGGAAAAUGCUGAGGCCUGUGUUUAUGACUAUACAUUGGCAGCAGUAAAGUAUGUUAAAUUAAGACUCUGUCUGGAGAGAAUUAAAAAAAUGGCUCCUAGUUUUCUAUAUUAUGUUGGCCCCUUAUUUGGGGAAAAAGAAUGAAACUGCAUUGAAAACCAAGCAAGGGUGGAUGGUUAACCACCAAGAACAGGAAAGAACAGGCUUUACCUUGAAGACUGUUCCAGAUAAAACCAGCUUGUUAAAAAAAAAAAAAAAAAGCACUUAAACUUGUCUUGAUUAGACACACAGCUUAAUAAGUCAAAGUAACUACAUUAGGCUGUUGACUUUGGGGAUUCAGAUUCAGAUGCACUACAUUUGUGGGUUUUUUAAUGUGUCACUUCAAUGUCAGAAUCAGGCAAAAAAGAUGUUUUGUUGUUAGUAAGAUACACCAAUAAUCAGUUAACCCUACAGAGUGUGGACCACACAUUCUUGUGCAGUAUAUGGGGAUUUAUUCGUGCACUUAUUUUUAAAAAGCCACUGAGUAGCAUAGCUAGUGAACCAGCCAUGAUAGUCCUUGCCUCUUGCGUGACUGCAGUGUGACCUCUAGUACGCUACGGGGAGCGGCUCUGUGAUUGUACUUGUGGCAACAAAUAAAGCACAACUGAACUCUAAGCCGAUAUUAACACUCAGCUAAAUCAAAUGCAUUGGGUAUUUUGAGAUUUAUGCUAAUCGCUGUGAGAUAAUUCCCAUGUUAAACUAAUUACUCUGGUUGUAAUGAACGGAUGAUAUAAAUAAUAUAGGAACCAGAAUAGCAACAAAAUCCCUUAUUUUACAGCUGCACUCUCUGCCUCAUCUGAUUAACACUAAAGAAGUUACUUAAAAACUAAACAAACAAAACAAGAAGAAAGAAACCUGAUUAUGUAUUGUAGAAAUGUAGAAGACAAAUAAAAUAUUUUUUCAAAUGUAAUUACUUUUAAUAUAUGCUUGUGGAAGGUCUGAUAUUAUGUAUGCUGUCUCUGUAAUUUUUGCUGUAAAUAACUUGGGACAGUGAAUACACUGAUUUUUCUAUGUCUCUGUUUAAGCAUAAGACUUUGUAAUGUGUUUUUUUUUAAAGAGGAAAAACAUCAAAGAGCAAAUUAUGUACUUGCUUCCUUUAAAUGUAAUGUACUCUUCAGUUUUUAUGGAAACUGAUUGUAAUAGAUAAAGCCUUUUGACCAGCUGUUGAUAUUUAGUGUAUGCUUCUGUUUGUAACUGGGGGGAAAAAAUAUAUGGGACCGUCAAUGAAA